AUGGGACGCGGCAGCAAGGAAGCCGGCAAGGGUGCAUCCGGAGAGUCGUCUCUCUUGCAGGCGGAACUCACGGCAUUUAUGCGUGAGGCCUCAAGGUGGUCUGCAACGGAGGUAACGUCUGACACGUUGCUGCCUGCGCUACAGCAACUCCCGCCCGGAGAACCUUCUUCUUUCUUUGCCUCUGGGUAUCUACGGUGCCCAAGUAUUGAAAAUGGCGCUUCAUGCUUAAUCAGUGCCACAAAUCACAUGAAGCAUGCAGCCGCUUUAGCGAAAGCUGACGCUGGGGAUGAUGGCCAUGGCAAAAAAGGUGGAGGCUCCUCCAGGCUCAUCUUUGAUCAGCCGCUCAAGAUUACUUCCUGUGCCCCUAUUGGGUUUCAUGGGGUCUGGUUCAUGGACCGUGUAGAGUUGGUGGGAAAAGGCCCGGCCUUUUUUUCACAUUGCGUUUUUGGAGCUUCUGUAGGUUUCGAUGCUGCGGUGGGGUCACCAAUGUCGUCUGGAUUUGCAAGUGUGCAUCUUGCACUGGACGGUAUCUGUACCUUUUCAAAGUGUGAAUUUAGGCACCGUUGCGGAACUGGGGGGGCUGUGGGUAGUCAUGAGGUGCCUGCCCUGAGAGCGCUGGGGCGAACGCGUGUGCAGCUUGCAAACUGUACGUUUACUGGUCCAGGUGUGGAGUCCACGGCGCUGGCAUUGUCUGGUAACGCCGCACUGGAGGCGGAAUGCACGUCUGUUGUUUGCUGCGGCGGUCACGGUCUUAUUGUGGGGGGGAAUAGCAACGCUAGCCUUUCCCGCUGCUUCUUUGAGCAAAAUGGCGCCGGUGUGUGGGUAAAGGAUAAGGGAACCCUCGAGAUCCACGGCUCCUCGCUUAAACUGGCACGCCAGGGACGGAGCGUCCUCCUCCUCUCAGAGCAUGGACGCUGCUUGGCUCAGGAUUGCCUCUUCCUCGGCUGCGCCUCUGCGAGUUUAGAGGCGAUUGGCAGAUGUAUUGUGGUGGAGCUUGAUACUUCCUACCUAUCGUUGCGUUCAUGUGAGCUGUUUUGGAGCGACGCCGAGAACCUAGUAGAGUGUGAGGAGUUGACGAAAGUCUCCGACAUUGCUUUUUCUUCCAGUGUCUGUGAAGCUACAAAAGAUCUUGGGGUUUGUCACGUCCUGCUGGGAGAGCGAAGUGCGAUGACGAUGUCUCGCUGCGUUCUCGGCUUGCCCCUUGCGGAGCAGCCCGCCAGUCAGAGCCCCGUCGUGGGCGUCCUGCUGCGGAGUGCCCCGCGACGCGACUUCAUGCCUUUGUAUGCGGUGGAAAACACGGUUGUCUAUGGGCGGUGCAUGGGAGGCGACGGUGUGCCGCGGGCAACUGCGCCGGCGGGGUGCACCACCACGCCCUGCUGGGGACUCGUCUUGCCCGGCGCCGCGGACACAAACAAGGACGCGGAGCGGUGGCAGCUGGCGAGGAUGUGGCUGACCGAAAAUAGUUUUCUGGAGAGCGAUGAGGCGCCGUUGAGGGACUUGUCUCGUGCCUUCACGUCGUUUGAGACGUACUGCAGCGUGACGGGGACGUCGCCGUCUGCCCCCGACGUUGAAGACGACUGGAGCCUCGACGGCGCCACCCCGGUUUCCUCGCCGUGUUCCCUGACCACGACCAAAUGCUUUGUCGACCCCCUCCUCGAGGAGAGGCGGAGGUCCGGCGCCGGCGCCGUGCACCCGCCGCAGCGCACCUGGCCGACGCUUUUGCUCCCAGAGGACGCGAUCCUGUCGACGAAUUUGCCGUUAGAUGUUUCGCCGCCGGAGCGAGAGUCGACAUGUCCGCGGCAAACGCCACAGAAAAAAAUCCCCACGCCAAUUGAUGAGGGAAGCAGCGACUCCACCAGUCUCACUUCCUACGACGACGUUGAGACGGAAAACACUGAUAGUGCUGUGGCAAACGGGACUCCAGUCGGACUGAACAGGUUCAUGGAAGCAUCCGCCGAGGACACGGACAAGGAUGAGAAUGAGCCUUGUUUGAUAGAUGAACCGCCUCAUGUAUGUAAUGCGGAGGCUCACCUGAAGAGAAGUAUGGAAUCGAAGAAAUGGAUGCACACCAAACACAUUCCCGAGUUAAGGACAUUCAGCCCCAUUGAUAUAGGUGAUGGGGAUGGUACUGCCACUGAUGCAACUCCGACUCCCACAUCGUCAGUGUCGCUGCCAAAGCGUAAGAGAAGCCCAGCGAAUGCAAAAGGUCCAAGAAAGCCGCAGUCUCACACUUUAAGAAAUGGCAGUUCUCGGCGCCAGGUUUGGGGCGAGCACCAGACUAUGAAGGCAUCAAGUGGCGUAGAAGUUGUGUCGCACCGUAUACGGCAUAACUUAUUUAUUUCUCCACAUUACCCUAGCACAGCACGGGCGCAGAAGGCUCAGACUCUGGAGGCGAAUACAAGUCUCCCUGUCACUGCCAACUUUGUGGUGUCGGCGUCCCAACCACGGUCGAGCACGUCUCCAGAGUCCUUGGCUUCCGCGCGAGAGUUGCCAGCCAAACAGCUCGGCGGAAAUGUCAAGGGCUCAUCGACGGAGCUGUGGUCCUGGGAGGUCCCAAAGCCACAGAAUUUGCCAGCGGAGAGGCUGGGCCUGCAUCCUGAACCCGAGGCGCAGGAAGAGGCGUCUCGUAAUCCUGGAACUGAAAAGGAAGAGGAAGCGGAAACAACUAAGGCGAGGCAACAGGGUGUGGAAAGCACUUUGGACAGCACUGUUGAAGUAGAAGCGCCAAUGGGGGACGCCACUGGGCGGAGUGCGCCACCGCCUGGCCUGGCGGCGCAGGUGCGCCCUCCCUCAUCUCAGCCCACUCCUGGCCGUUCUCCUCGUGCCUCACGUUUACGACGGGGGAAACUUCGCAGUAAGUCCUUGCGACACGACAACGAGUUUGCGAGCAAGUUGUCGAAGGCGCAUCCCUUAUCUGGACGCGCGGAGGAGUCGCAAGGCGCCCGGCGCGGAGGUGAGCAGCCAGCGCACGCGGAGGAGGGGCAAGCCCAAGCCCAGGAAAGCUCAGGAACGGUGGAUCGGAAUGGAGCCCCGGCGGCAUGCGUGGCGGGUUCUGCCCUCAAUUACGCGGCCCAGCAGGGACAAGGUGCCAAGUCCCAUAGGUGCCGUUCAUUUAGGAGGGGGGUGGCGACGCUGCGUUCGGCCUCGGUAUCUCCUCGAACGUCUCCACGAUUUCUACAACGCAGCUUAACAAAAAGGCGAGGAGUAUGA
Trypanosoma conorhini is the source of this 3210-nucleotide messenger RNA. RefSeq lists its product as uncharacterized. The record is from RefSeq and is a predicted model, not a curated record. The coding region runs from base 1 to 3210 and encodes 1069 amino acids. Lineage: Eukaryota; Euglenozoa; Kinetoplastea; Trypanosomatida; Trypanosomatidae. The transcript has a single exon.